AUGAAUCAACUGAAAAAACAUAUCUCUGUCAAAUGCAUCAAUUUUAACACUUAAUCUACUAACACUCGUACUAGGAGUAUCUCAAAUUAGGUUUCCAAGAAUUCAACAGACCGCUCUAGAUCUGUAAGCAAAUAAUGUCCAGCCAUUAAAUUGCCUGCUCCUACCAAAAAUUCAGAGUCAGUCUCUAUGUCUAAUUCAAAACCAGUUUCGAAAUUGGGAAAAGUGAAAAUUGAUCUUGGAAAUAAAGCAACUUCGAGAAGUUAGCAAACAACUCAAAAAUCACGUUCCAACAGCCAAAUCAGCAAAGAAGAGAGCUUUCCAAAGAUGCUACCUGAUUUUGGCAGAAUGGAGACUGAACUAUUGGAUUGCCAAGAUUUCAUGCUACAAUUACCCGAUAUCCAGUUUCCAACAACUGAAGACAUUAUGAAAGAACGAAUCAUUCUUGCCAACCGAAUUGCAUAUACUGUCAAGACAAAGAAACGCAUUCCAAUCACAACACCUGAUUUUUAUAAGCUCUGCUACGUGAUAGGCAAGGGAGCAUUUGCAAAAGUAUGCUUGGGUAUCCAAAUAUUAACAGGAGCAAAGGUGGCCAUGAAAAUAAUUGAAAAAUCAACUCUUAAAACAGAAAGUGCUAAAAAAAGAUUGUUGUUAGAAAUUACACUCAUGAAAAUCCUUUAGUAAUACCAAUAGUUUGCUUCACUUUUUGAAGUCUUCGAGACAAAAAAACAGAUCUAUAUCAUAAUGGAAUAUGUUGAAGGAGGAGAUUUGAUGAAAUGGACCAAAGAGAAGCCUAUUCCAGAAGGGUAGGCUAAGAAUCUAUUUAGUCAAUUGAUUUUAGCUUUAUAGAUACUUUAAAGUCAUAAUAUCCUGCAUAGAGAUAUUAAAUUAGAUAACAUACUACUUUAGGGGGAGUAAAUAAAGAUAUGUGAUUUUGGAGUGAGUAGACAAAUUAUCAAAGGCUAAAAGAUAUUGGAAUAAUGUGGAACUCCUGCUUAUUUGGCACCAGAAGUUAUAUCCAAUAAAACAGGAUAUGAAGGUUUUGCAAGUGAUAUAUGGAGUUCAGGGGUAUUACUUUACAUUUUGCUUGUUGGAAAAGUACCAUUCAAAGGAAAUAAUAUGAAUGAGCUAAAUCACAAUAUUUAAAAUGGCUUGCUUAAUUUUAUGGAAAUGAAGAAAUUAAACUUAUCAAAUGAUGCUGUUGAUCUUAUAAAGUCAAUAUUAAAUGUGAAUCCUAAAUUGAGAAUGACAUCAACUGAAAUUCUGAAUCAUCCUUGGCUUAAAGAGUUAAAUUUGAAAUCGAAUAAAGUGUCUACAUAGAAUUCUAACCUAGAUUUGAGAGUCAUUUCUUAAAUAGAGUAAUUUGGCUAUUCAAGAGAGUUUAUUAUUAAAAGUUUGUAGAAAUAGACACUUUGUCAUAUCAAUGCGAUGUAUUCAAUUUUAACUAAAGUUUAAAAAUGA
Molecule: messenger RNA, 1458 nt
Organism: Paramecium tetraurelia
Lineage: Eukaryota; Ciliophora; Oligohymenophorea; Peniculida; Parameciidae
Exons: 5
Biological process (GO): protein phosphorylation; intracellular signal transduction
Cellular component (GO): cytoplasm
Molecular function (GO): protein serine/threonine kinase activity; ATP binding
Source: RefSeq, a predicted model, not a curated record